AUGCCAAAUUUCAGGACGGAUUUAUCUAUACUUUACAUUUGUAUUGGUGUAAUUGCUAGUAUUGUUUUACUGUGCGUCUUUGGUGUUGUCUGCUGUAAAUGUAUCUCAUGGAAGAGGAAGAAGUCUAGGGUAGGUAUCUGGUUUUAAAACGACUUUUUUAAUUUAAAUUUUAUGGUUUGCCAUCUCUAGGUGAGCAUGGGCAACUUUAAUAUUUUUGUAUUUUUUUACUUUAUGCUUUUGCUGAUGUUAAAGUGCCCUUUUGAAGUAUUAAAAAUGUUUUUUUAAACUUUAUUUAUGUUUGAUUUUACUUUUGCCCUUGUAUAACAUAUUUGUUCAAGACUCCAAAGAAAAAGAAGAAGAGCAAGGAAAAGAAGAAGAAGAAGAAGAAGAAACCUAAGAAGGAAACGACAGAAGUAGAAGAGACAGAAUCCCAAACUGUGGAAAAGAAAAAAAGAAGAAACCGAAGAAGAAAAAAGAAGACCAAGAAAGAAACGACAAAACAAGAAGAGACCAGUGUUUUGCCGGACCGGACCGUUGAAAAACGCUCCGGACCGGUCCGGGCAAAACACUGGAAGAGACAGAAUCACAAUCGCAAACAGCAGAAAAGAAGUCGAAAAAGAAGAAAGAUGAGACGAAUAAUGAAGAAACCAAUGAAAAGGGAGAGACUGAAAAAAAGGAAAAGCAAGGUAGGACAGUAUAUUGUAUAAGGGCAUAUAUUGCGCAUACCUUUGGGGAAGUAUAACAGGUAGAAUGAGGCUUUAAGACUGUUUUUACCUGAAAUUAGGGUACUGGAAGGUAAGGUAGGGUAGAAUAUAAAGGCAUGGUAGGGCAGGGCAGGGCAGGGCAGGGCAGGGCAGGGCAGGGCAGGGCAGGGCAGGGCAGGGCAGGGCAGGGCAGGGCUGGGCAGGGUAGGGUAGGGUAGGAAAGGAGUGAAGCAUGAGACUAUUGUACGUAAUUUGUUGGGUCGUUUAACACCAAGACAAAUAUGAAAUAAAGUCAAGAAAAUGUUUUCUAAUUUCUCUUAGGAUAUUUUGGUAGGGAUAAGGUUGGGGGUAGGGUAGGGUAGGGUAGGCUAGGCUAGGCUAGGCUAGGCUAGGCUAGGGUAGGGUAGAGUAGGGUAGGGUAGGAUAGGGUAGGGUAGGGUAGGGUAGAGCAAAAAUAUCACGUUUUCGAUUUUUUUUGUUGUUAAACGAAGUAAAAGAAGAAAUACGUUAAAAUUUUAAAGUUAUUUGUGCAAUUUACAAAAUAAACAUAAAAGACUUGAACUUUAAGCUCAGCAUCAGUCAAGAUAGCCUUGAUAAUUCUAAAACUAAUAAUUUUUGUUUCAUGUCUUUACGUUAUGUUUCAAGCGAGUUAUGCCCUGCGCCGAUAAUUUUAAGCGUCCGCCGAGUCUCCGCCGAUACUCCGCCGACGAUUGAAAAUCAAAAACUUUGUCAAAAAUGUCAUUUUCAACCAAAAAGUUGACAAAAACUUAGAAAAUUUUACCAAAAAAAGCAUUUCCAACUGAAAACAUGUGUAAUUCGGGGAAAAUGACUAUUUUUUGAAAAAUCAUAGUGCCCUUAGUAUGCACUUGAAAAAUCUGAAAUUUUGGGACAAAAAACCGCAUGUGCCAAUCUUUGACAGUGCCAAGUUUGGCAUUUUUAGCGUUUUUUUCAAUUAAAAUAUAACGUUUUAGUUUUUUUCGUUUUUCUUGGGACACCCUGUAAAAAACCUCAUUUUAUCAUGGUCUUUAUUUUUAUGGACUUUUAUGUUGAAAUAGAAGAAUUUAGAGUAAAAUUCAGCGAAUUUCAGCAAGUACAAACUAAAAUAAUGUCAAGAUUUGACUUGUAAGUUGUUUGUCUUGUUUUUUUUCUUGGUUUAGGUAAACGAAUAUAUAUUUAAACGAUUUGGCAACUUAAUCAUCAGUUUCUGUAGGUUAUUUACUCAGGUCAAGCCCUUGAAAUUGUUUUACAUUAUUUUUAGGUAACAAUUGAUAGCUUGCUCUUGUUUUGA
Molecule: messenger RNA, 1992 nt
Organism: Bursaphelenchus okinawaensis
Lineage: Eukaryota; Metazoa; Nematoda; Chromadorea; Rhabditida; Aphelenchoididae
Source: the annotation of a GenBank genome assembly